AUGUCUGCAAAAUCGGUACGCUUCGAUCCUGUCGAAACUAUAUACACCACAUAUAGUGCAGACGAAUACGAUAGAUCUCGCUUUGCCUUCAGAUCUUCUCCGAAGCAAUACACCAUUUUCCGUCCUAACAUGUCUGCUAAUACUAUUGCUGCUGUUGAUUUGCUAAGCAAGAUAACAACAGAUGCAACAGAUAAAUGUAGUCCUACUGUCACUGCUGCUGUCACCGAUUCAAGGCUUUUCAUUCCGUCUUUGGAUCUCUCUGUUAUCCCUAACUCAAGACGACGACUGCUUGACUCGUCAACAGAUGAGAUAGAAGUAUCAUUCUCUUCAUCUUCAACCACAAAGAAAACGAAAAAGCCAAAGUUAACCAUUAAUACCCAUUCGCUGACACCCUUGAUUUUCACCGAGCUUACAACGCACUAUAAAUGCAAACCUGAAGACGAAGAAGAAGAACAUGGCUACCUCAUUCCUGUGUCUGCUUGUUAA
Molecule: messenger RNA, 486 nt
Organism: Mycotypha africana
Lineage: Eukaryota; Fungi; Mucoromycota; Mucoromycetes; Mucorales; Mycotyphaceae
Exons: 1
Coding region: 1-486 (161 amino acids)
Source: RefSeq, a predicted model, not a curated record